UCCGAAUUGCCCUACGCUACAUUAUUUUAACACUAUUAGUUUUUUUUUCCAAAAUAUUUCUGAUAGUCCCGAUUACUGAAUAGAAUAUAGAGUUGUUGUAAGAAUAUAUUAUCGAUGUCUAGAACCAUAAAUGUGACAUUGCUUUACCAGCACCGUAGAUUGAGCCUCUAUCUCCUUCUGCUUCUGAUGCAAUUCGUGCGGCUCGUCAUUAAACACAUGUGGAAAAGUUUAAUAUCAAAGAUUCUCACAAAGCAAAAACAUAGUAAAGCAAAAUCUGUGAUGUAAGUCAGCAAGCGUUGCAUUUUUGGAUUUGAUUUACUGGGCCACAUGACUUUGACUUGCUUUAAAGCACUUUCACCUUGGUUUAUAGUGUGGGUGUUUAAUGGAGUGUGCAUAUAGAGAUCAUUGAGUUGAUGAAAAAUGCGUUCCUUCAACGUGCCUCGAUCAGAGAUUGACCCUGCAUAAAUAUAUGCUUUAAUAGCCCAUAGUCUGCCUUCAUGUUCAAACCUGUAGAAAAUAGACUUCCAAAUGUGGACCAAAAUUAUUAUUAUUAUAUUAUUCUUUGCUCUCAACCAGCACAUGCCAAUUUAAAGUUAGCCAAAAUAACUAUCAUGUUUGCAAAGAAAACAAGGUUGGAUGGAGUAAUGAUGUCAGUGUUCAGUCUCAAAUUAUUGUUUCCCUUCACGUUGGCAAGCAGAAUGGCAGUCAAUGGCACUAAAUAAUACAUGCGAUCUCUGACUAAAGCAUACAAUCUACACUCAGAAACCGAACUGUGUGACAAAACAGUCCCUGCUGAAUUAUGGGUCAACAAUGACAACCUGGAUGGUCUUUGAAGAUAAAAUCCACCACCUGUCUGCUGAUGACCCACAUGAGGCCCUUUGUAGCCUGUUGUUGCACGUUACGGCACAUGACUUCGCCUGGUAAUCAAUCAUCACGCUAGGCUUGAACGCCGACAGGUGCUUGGGAAGAUUGCGGCGCAGCCUGCAGCCGCGAACCAUGUGGGUGGCUCUGAUGGCUUUCACUGUGUUCUGCCUUGCCUUUCAGUACGCCGAGGUCCUGCUCGAUGUAAUGGAGACCAGAAAUGGCAAAGGGAGUGAGGGAUUUAUGACCCUUAGGGUCAAUGAGUCAUCAGCGACCUUGCGAAACCCUACCUCUGUGUCUACGCCAGUCAGAGAGGGGCCAACAGCCCCGAGAGAGAUUUACCCCACUGGUGUCAGGCAACAAUUGACUCAAGGUGAAGACAAACCCAAAGAUUCAGGCCCCGACAGUGUCUGUCAGCCCAAAAAACACAUUGUGUUCCUGAAGACGCACAAGACGGCCAGCAGCACCAUCGUCAACAUCCUUUAUCGCUACGGCGAUGCACGGAACUUGACUUUUGGCCUCCCGUUGAACAAGAAUCACCAGUUCUUUUACCCUUACCGUUUUGACUCUUCCUAUGUGGAGGGUGUCCGCAGUAAGACGGGGAAGGAGUACCACAUCCUCUGCAACCACUUAAGGUUCAACAAACCUGAGUUGGUAAAGCUGAUGCCUGAGGACACCUUCUACUUCUCCAUCAUGAGGCACCCCGUCACCAUGUUCGAGUCCGCCUUCACCUACUACAAGAGCAUUGAGGCCUUCCACAACUCUACCAGCCUGGAGCACUUCCUAGACCGCUGCUGGUGGAACUACAAACCCCUGGUGGCCGGAAACCAGUACGCUCACAACAACCUGGCUUUCGACUUUGGCUUCGACAACGAUGUCACCUACAACUCAACAGACCUGGAGGCACGCACCCAGGCCGCCGUGGCGUCCGUGGAGCAGGACUUUCACCUGGUCCUCAUCUUGGAGUACUUCGAUGAGUCCAUGGUGCUGCUCAAACACGCGCUGUGCUGGUCCCUGGACGACGUGGUGUCCUUCAAGCUCAACAGUCGCAGCGAGCAGUCGCGUCGCAUGCCGCCACCGCGCAUCGCGUCCAAGGUGGAGGCGUGGAACGCCCUGGAUUGGCGGCUGUACAUCCAUUUCAACGCCACCUUCUGGCGGAGGGUGGACGCAGAGGUGGGGCGAGAGGAGAUGGUGCGGGAGGUGGGGCGGCUGCGCAGGCGGCGGGAUCAGCUGCAGGCGGCGUGCCUCCAGGACGGCGGCCCCGUGAACCCCGAGCACGUAAAGGAUGUCAAGAUGAAGCCCUUCCAGUACGGGAAGGCUGUUAUCCAGGGCUAUAAUUUAAAGGCAGCUCUGGAAGGCCGAGCCAAGAUGAAGUGCCAGAAGCUUAUCACGCCCGAGCUGCAGUACUCAGACUAUCUGUAUGGGAAACAGUUUUAACAUUGACUUUGUGCUGUGCUUCUCAAAGCAAACCAGGUCCAAACCAUUAGGUUGCAUACAGGUUUUGUUCAGGAAAAAACGUCAAAGAUGUACUGUACUGAACAAUAUGCUGAUUAUUUAUUAACAAAAAAGGCCAGGAAGUGGCCUAUUAUAGAAUGUAUAAUAUGUUAUGUAACAUGAAACACAACAAUAACAGAAAAAGCCUUUGUUCCUAUUUUCCUGAAAUUAUACUUGAAUUGAUCACGAGGACCACGAUGGAGGUUUAUCGGUAAUGGGGGUUCGCUGCAGGCAAACCUGUGGGAUUUGAUGGAUCUCCCAAAGCAGAACAAGCAAUUAGAGAUUAAUCGAGAACCCACUUUGUCACUCUCAUGUAUUGGCAUAAUCCAGGGGAUUCUACUUUGAGGAGUCUCAGGGCCUGGACACAGAAUAUAAAAAGUAUGCACAGAGCACACUCCACAUUCAGAUUCGGAAAUCAUUAUUGUCUCAGAAAAUCGUCUUUGAUAUAGCUCACAUUAAAAGAAAACAUAUCCACUUAAUCACAUGAAAUAUCAGCACACUAAAUCUACCUGAAGAUGACAUGAAAGUCGAAUGGGAUGUGAUUCAGUGCAAAAUAACUAAAGAAUAAAAGCUUAACAUUUGGGGAAGGAAAAGGGGUCUUGCUGGAUUAGAGGGGCUUUUAACUAGUUUUGCUGUGGCGUUUAAGGGAACAGAACAUCAUCAUCAUCGCUGUUGGUCUUGAGUGCCAAGUGCAUUUGAUAUUUCACGAUGCUCUCCGCAGGGUCCAUAACACAACUAAAGUCCUUCAUCUCAAACAAUCUGUAAUGUCACAACUUGCAAAUGGAAAACAUGAAUAAAUGUGCAUUUUGGAGGACUGAGCCCUUUUAAAAGGGCUCCAAACAGGUUUGAAACCUUUCUGCUGUUUUUCAAAGAAACAGGCGAGGCAUUUCUGAUAAUCAGUUUGAAAACAUGUUCAUCCUUGUUGGAUCCCUCAACAUGGACUCUUCAUGAAACAUUUGCUUUGGGGAGGGGUAACGGUUUAGGCACAGACACUGGUCAGACAAAAAUAGGAUGUUCUGUUCUUAGAGGGAGAGGAUAACUUAAACAAGAGAGAGCUGAAGCUUGUGGCAGCUAUACUGUACAUUACAUUGUGUUAGUAGAAAGUCAUCCUGUAUAUUAUCAAAGAAAACAAAUUUCUCUAUUGUAGAAUAAUCCAUUCUUUUAAAAUCAAAGCACAAACAAGUUCUAAAUGCUGAUGCACUUUUUCAAAAUAAUUUAUAGAAUGUGAUACAAGAUAAGCGGAAGCUAUUUAGAUGUGUAGGGAUGAGUUCUAUCGGGUUCAAGAAGUCUUUAUAGAUAUUUAUUUUCCUACUAUUUUCUGUGAUAAAUGGUAGCAAUAGGCACAGAUUGGGCCAAUGCAGGGCAUGGUAUCUAUGUGUGUAUAACACAGUAACAUAACAAAACACACCUAUGCAGAAUGUACUUUUGUAUGUAUCCUCUGCCACAGUUAUUCAACUUAAGAGACCAAACCAUGAAUACUUUCGGAAAGAUUACUUUGGACAGGUGAACAAAUUGUUGGAGAAGCAAUAUUUUGUAUUUGGGCUUUGGUUAACAUUAAAUCUGUGUUCUGGUUUUGGUUGCUGAAUAAAUACCAGAAUCUAAAGCC
Gadus morhua (Atlantic cod) is the source of this 3961-nucleotide messenger RNA. It is a transcript of the gene gal3st2, whose product is annotated as galactose-3-O-sulfotransferase 2. Gene Ontology annotation, molecular function: galactosylceramide sulfotransferase activity. Gene Ontology annotation, cellular component: membrane. Gene Ontology annotation, biological process: glycolipid biosynthetic process. The transcript has 5 exons. The coding region runs from base 997 to 2298 and encodes 433 amino acids. NCBI's taxonomy places the organism in Eukaryota, Metazoa, Chordata, Actinopteri, Gadiformes, Gadidae. The record is from RefSeq and is a predicted model, not a curated record.